GAGGGAGAGGCGAGGUUUAUCAAAGUAGUGGUGGUCGUAGUGUGUGUUUGCUAGGAGAGGACUCCCCCCCACCACCACCAAUGGGUCGUGUGUGUGCAAACGUCACCUCUUAGUGCGGUAGUGGGUUUUGCCUUUUUCACACGCAUUUCCACAAAUAAACGUAUGCUUUGUUACGCAGACACACACCCCUUCUUUAAAACACACACAUUUUUUUUCUGCUGAAUGGCUUAAAUACGCCCCUCACUCUCAGAUUGGCCGCUGGUGAAGGCAAGGCAGGGCAUAUAAAUACGCUCAAGUUGCUCCCUUCUUUCCUUUUUUGUGGGAGCUGCCAACACUAUCGGUACCAAGCAUGCCUGUCAUCAGAACCCUCAGCAAGGUGGCCAAACAGGCCGUGCUCAGCAGCCCGGCAUGCAGCUGCCAGCCCUUGACUGUGGCCGUGCGCAACAUCAGCUUCUCCCCUCGCCAGGUGACGUCCGACGCCAGCUUCCACUCUGUGUCCUUCUCUGAGACGGACCACCCCAAGGUGCUCAUCACAGGUGGCCUUGGACAGCUGGGCGUGGGGCUGGCCAAACUCUUACGGAAACGAUUUGGAAAGAACAACGUGAUUCUGUCUGAUAUCAGGAAGCCGUCGAGCAACGUUUUCCACAGUGGCCCAUUCAUCUAUUCUGACAUCCUGGACUACAAGAACCUGCGUGAAAUCGUGGUGAACAACCGUAUCACCUGGCUGGUCCACUACAGCGCCCUGCUCAGCGCCGUCGGCGAGGCCAACGUGGCCCUGGCGAGAUCCGUGAACAUCACCGGGCUUCACAACAUCCUGGAUAUUGCAGCCGAGCACGGCCUGCGUCUUUUCGUCCCCAGCACCAUCGGCGCCUUCGGUCCCACUUCUCCUCGUAACCCCACGCCAGAUCUUUGCGUGCAGAGGCCUCGCACCAUCUACGGCGUCUCCAAAGUCCAUGCUGAGCUCAUGGGCGAGUACUACCACCACCGCUACGGCCUAGACUUCCGCUGUCUUCGCUACCCGGGAAUCAUCUCAGCAGACUCCAUGCCUGGUGGCGGCACGACAGACUACGCUGUCCAGAUUUUCCACGACGCCAUCAAGACAGGGAAGUUCGAGUGCUUCCUGAAGCCCGACACGCGUCUGCCCAUGAUGUACAUCGACGACUGCCUGCGUGCCACACUGGAGGUGAUGGAGGCGCCCGCCGACACGCUGAGUAUGAGGACGUACAACAUCAACGCCAUGAGCUUCACCCCCGAGGAGCUGGCUCAGGAGCUCCGCAAACAUGUGCCCGAGCUGGAGGUCACGUACAACGUGGACCCCGUCCGACAGGCCAUCGCUGAUUCUUGGCCCAUGAACUUCGACGACUCCAACGCAAAGACAGACUGGGCCUGGAAGUACGACUACGACAUGCCCGAGCUGGUCCAGACGAUGCUCAACUACCUGAGCACUGAAACACGCAUGGCCCGUGCUAACUGAGGUGUCGGCAAUGGCGGCUCCUUGUUGUACAUAAUGUAAAGACUGACCAAAGAGGAUGGAGAAACCUGGGCUUGUACAUACUUGUUCUCGCUCUGUGUAACUGCGAAGGGCUCCUCCGCUCGCCCGGCCGUCCGGCCUGAUUAAUGUGAAGGUCGGCGUGGGUGAGACGACCCUGGACCCUCCCCCCCAACACACAAUUUGCUCUUUUAAAAAAAAAAAAAAGAGAGAGAGAGAGAGAACAAAGCUUUUGACCUUUUACUCCACUUGUCACUCUGGCGGAGAGCUGUGAAACCAGUUCUACUUUUGCUGUAUCACAAAGGAUUGCAUAACUAAGUGUUAAGGGCAAAAAAAUGAUAAUAAAGGCAAUGUCUUUUGGGAUUUAGAGACAAAACGUGCGCCCUUUUAUGCAUUUUAGCAGGGUAACGGUCCUAAUUGCUGACAAAGUAAUCAAACGUGCAGAAAAGGGGAGGGGGUUGAUUUCUGAUACAGGACAUCUGUAACAACUUUUGUUUAUUCCACGUAAAUUUAUUUAUUCUUUCUAUUGGUGUCCAGUAAUUGCUUUUCUUAACGCUUAUUUUUCCAGUUUGUUUUUUUCCAUCAACACUGUGGGUUUAUGUGGACCCCAAUGGGGAAUAUUAUUGUUAUAUUACAAUUAAGGUCUUUGAUUAGAAGGGAAACAUCUCUUGUUUCUUGAUCAGACAAUUUGCGUUGACAAUAAACCACUUUGUUCCCACA
Messenger RNA from Doryrhamphus excisus (bluestripe pipefish), 2209 nucleotides. Lineage: Eukaryota; Metazoa; Chordata; Actinopteri; Syngnathiformes; Syngnathidae. The record is from RefSeq and is a predicted model, not a curated record.